Messenger RNA from Aspergillus versicolor CBS 583.65, 1454 nucleotides. RefSeq names its product glutathione peroxidase. The record is from RefSeq and is a predicted model, not a curated record. Gene Ontology annotation, molecular function: glutathione peroxidase activity. Bases 335 to 1150 code for a protein of 271 amino acids. NCBI's taxonomy places the organism in Eukaryota, Fungi, Ascomycota, Eurotiomycetes, Eurotiales, Aspergillaceae. The transcript is spliced from 2 exons. Gene Ontology annotation, biological process: response to oxidative stress.
AACUGAAUAAAUCCAUCCAAUCAAACUGCCCAGGAACCAAAGCAUGAGGUCUUAUCUAAUCCUGCAAUGAAGUCAUAACUAGUUAGCUGGUUACUAAAGAAAGCUUCCAAAUCACAUUCUGGAAUCUGUCACAACCCAGACCCCUAACGGUCUCGAAGAACCUGCUGACAAAAGCCGCGACCGUUGCCCAUUGAACCGCUCGGCUGGGAGUGCAUCCGAGUCCGCGUGCCCCUCAGCGGCUGCCCCAUUCUUCUGGCUCCGUCCGCGAACCUCGGCGGUGCUUCCUAAACUACUAAGCGGGCGGGAACAUCAUUGGCGAUUUAUGCAUCCAUCCAUGUUUCUCUCUUCUGCUCAUAAUCCCUGUGGCGUGUCACACAUUCCUAGAUUACUCAAGUCCAGGACUCGACCUUCCCGCGGAGUCAUCAUAGGAAUACAAAAGGCGACGACUUCUCCCGCCCCUGCCACAGUUUCAUCUGUUCGCCCGCGCGCUUUUUACCCCUCGCAGCGACGACCUUUUCUCCAAACCUCGACUCUACCACCCCUUCACUCCACACCUAGCACGACAGCUACAUUCAGCACCAUGUCUUCCGCGACUACUUUCUAUGACUUUGAGCCUGUCGACAAAAAGGGCAAGGCCUACCCCCUCACCGACCUCAAAGGCAAGGUCAUCCUCGUCGUAAACACGGCCUCGAAAUGCGGCUUCACGCCCCAAUUCAAAGGUCUCGAAAACCUCUACCAAUCCGUCAAGGGCAAGCACCCAGAUGAUUUCCUCAUCAUCGGAUUCCCCUGCAACCAAUUCGGCGGCCAGGAUCCCGGCUCGGACGACCAGAUCCAGGAAUUCUGCCAGGUUAACUACGGCGUUACGUUCCCUGUCUUGGGCAAGACGGAUGUGAACGGCGACAACGCGUCGCCGCUUUGGACUUGGUUGAAGGAGAGCCAGGCUGGGCUUUUGGGGCUGAAGAGGAUUAAGUGGAACUUUGAGAAGUUCUUGGUUUCGGCUGAUGGGAAGGUUGUUGGCCGGUGGGCUAGCACGACCAAGCCUGAGGGGCUGGAGGAUACGAUUUUGAAGGAGAUUGAGAAGGCGAAGAAGGAGGGCACGCUGGCUUCUGUUGCGGGUGCUAAGGAGGGAGAGACUGCGAAGUUGUCUUGAUUAUAACGGCCAGCAUGGCUUUCGGUUUUUGUUUUCACGGUUAUGAUACCAAAUCUUAAUAUGUGUCUUUUUGUUGAUGUACCCAAUGCAACUUGUCGCUGCUUUUGACUUGCGGUUACUUCAUUGAUACUCUAUGUACCACCCGUUUGUCUUUGGUUGUCUUCGGGUUGUCUUCGGUCGUGACAUCAUUUUCAUAAUACUCCCAAGCCCAUCAUCUGUUCAAUGAAUCAGAUUACGCUUUCUGGCCCUGGGGGAUCAGAUUCCGCAGCGAUAGAUCGUAAACCACAUCCUCCACCUUCUUGAC